UGAGAAUCCCGCCACGCGGCGCUGACGGUGGCAAAAUGUCAGAGAACAUUUGUUUGCAAAAUCGCGUUUCUCAUCGUCCACAAUGAAUCCUGAAAAUAACCACUUUUGAACUGAUUUUCACCCAAUUUUCCACCAUAAAGCAACACAGUGAGGCCCAAAGAUUGCCCAAUAGUUGUAGUUUAGUGCGCAAGUUGCUUGAGAAAGGUGUGAUUUUGCAUAUUGACAAUGACACUGGCAGAGUUUUUCGGGUGUACUUUUCUGGCUUUCGGUCCGCCGGUGGCGAUGUUCAGCCUCACCAUCGCUCACGAUCCCAUCCGGAUCAUCAUCCUCAUAGCGGCGGCGUUCGUGUGGCUCCUGGCGCUGCUUCUCUCAUCCCUCAUCUGGUUCGCUGUUGUGCCUUUGCGAGGAUACCUGGCUUUCGGUCUGGUGUUUUCUGUCCUGUUUCAGGAGGUCUUCCGAUUUGUCAUCUACAAGAUCUUGCGAAAGACGGAGAAGGGAUUGCAAGAAGUGGCUGACAAUGUUCGCGUGACGGAGAACAAACACAUUCUUGCUUACGUCUCCGGACUGGGCUUUGGAAUAAUCAGCGGAGCCUUUGCUCUCAAUAACAUCCUGGCUGAUGCUGUCGGCCCCGCGACGAUGGGUCUCUUGAGUGGCACAGAAAUGUUCUUCCUCACCAGCUCCGCCCAGACGCUCUGCACGAUCCUGCUACACACAUUCUGGAGUGUGAUCUUCUUCAACGCCAUGGACAACAGCAAGUACCUCCACACGGCGUACGUGGUGCUGAGCCACUUGUUCGUGUCCUGCCUCACGUUGCUCAACCGCCGCGAGCUCUAUUGGGCCUCCCUGCUGACCAACUACGCCAUCCUCCUGGCCACGGCGGUGAUGGCGUUCCGUGUGGUGGGCGGAUCCAUGCUCUCGUUCAGGCGCUUCAUCACGUGCAAAUAAGGUACAUGUUUUUGCAAUCUGCCAGACACUCAACUACUCUCUCCCCCAAUAAUUCAAUGCUAAUAAUUCCAAUGUAAACUAUUAAUGUUUAUAUACAAUCUUAAAUUAUUAGGAAUUUAAAUUAUAAAGUCAUUUUGUCAAAUAAAUGUGUCCUUUUUACUCAUAAAAAGACUCUGUCGACUCACAAUGUCUACGUUAAAAACUAACGCCACUUUCUCUCUCUCUCUCUCUCUCGCUCAUUUCUAAUGCGUACAAAGAAACAUAUGUUGAGUCCAUGCACUUAAAUUAGCUAACUUCCACUUUUACUCUGCUUAAAUCAAUGAUAGUUCCCUAUCGCAAUUUUGCAUUUCCUGCUCUUCUAGGGAGACACACUCAAAAUUCCGUAACUC
This is a messenger RNA of Phlebotomus argentipes, 1334 nucleotides long. RefSeq names its product gamma-secretase subunit Aph-1 (gene aph-1). The record is from RefSeq and is a predicted model, not a curated record. Gene Ontology annotation, cellular component: membrane; gamma-secretase complex; endoplasmic reticulum. Gene Ontology annotation, biological process: Notch receptor processing; protein processing; positive regulation of catalytic activity. The transcript is spliced from 3 exons. Gene Ontology annotation, molecular function: protein-macromolecule adaptor activity. Bases 226 to 945 code for a protein of 239 amino acids. Lineage: Eukaryota; Metazoa; Arthropoda; Insecta; Diptera; Psychodidae.